GGGGUGCAGGCUGGGCCGGCGGCUGGGUCCGUGACCGCGGCGGCUGUGCGGGCUCCUGGUGCGCCCACGGCGGGGACGCCCAGGUGCCGGUGCCGUGCGGGCGACAAGCGCGUCUCUGCGGGGCUGCGCGGGGUCCGCGGAGCGGCUGGGGGCGCGCGGCGCGGGCGCGGCGCUGGGCGCGGGGGGCGCUCCCGGCCGGGAUGAGCUCACCGCAGUCGCGCCGGGGCUGAGCGCCGAGCCGGGCGGCGGCGGGGCGGGCGGCGGCUCCUCGGCGGCUCCGCGGCGGAGCCGGGCCGCGGGCCACCAUGCUGGGCCUGGACGCGUGUGAGCUGGGGGCGCAGCUGCUGGAGCUGCUCCGGCUGGCGCUGUGCGCCCGAGUCCUCCUGACCGACAAGGAGGGGAGACAGCUGUCGCCCGACGAGGCACUGGAUGAGGCCGUGCCUGAGUACCGGGCCCCGGGGAGGAAGAGCCUCCAGGAGAUCCAGCAGCUGGACCCUGAUGACGAGAGCCUGGUCAAGUACAAGCGGGCACUGCUGGGGCCCCUGCCACCCCUCGUGGAUCCGAGCCUGCCCAAUGUGCAGGUGACCAGGCUGACGUUGAUGUCUGAGCAGGCUCCGGGGCCCAUCACCAUGGACCUCACAGGUACUGCCCCCCCCCUCGCCCGCCGUGGGGCUCCUGGGGCAGGGUCUCCACUGUCACACUUAGCUGCACUGUCCCUCGCAGGGGAGCUGGCUGCGCUGAAAAACCAGGUGUUUGUCCUGAAGGAGGGUGUGGAUUACAAAGUGAAGAUUACCUUUAAGGUCAAUAAGGAGAUCGUCAGUGGCCUCAAGUGUCUGCAUCACACCUACCGCCAGGGCCUGCGUGUGGACAAGGCGGUGUACAUGGUGGGCAGUUAUGGCCCUAGCGCCCAGGAGUAUGAGUUUGUGACCCCGGUGGAGGAGGUGCCUCGAGGAGCCUUGGUGCGGGGUGCCUACGUGGUCACGUCCUUCUUCACUGACGAUGACAGGACAGACCACAUGUCCUGGGAGUGGGGCCUCCACAUCUGCCAAGACUGGAAGAGCUGAACGUCCCCUACCCUGGGGGCUGUCCUCAGCCCACCUGGGGUCCUUGAUUCCCCUGCCCCUGCAGUCAGUGACCACACCCCCACACCCUCUGCUCCGGUCCUGGGACACCCCCUUCCUGGGCUGGCACUGUGCCCUGAACAGUCCUAUUAAACGUCACCUUGUCUCGGU
Messenger RNA from Felis catus (domestic cat), 1232 nucleotides. RefSeq names its product Rho GDP dissociation inhibitor gamma (gene ARHGDIG). Gene Ontology annotation, molecular function: protein binding; Rho GDP-dissociation inhibitor activity. Gene Ontology annotation, biological process: Rho protein signal transduction. Lineage: Eukaryota; Metazoa; Chordata; Mammalia; Carnivora; Felidae. The coding region runs from base 306 to 1064 and encodes 252 amino acids. The transcript has 5 exons. The record is from RefSeq and is a predicted model, not a curated record. Gene Ontology annotation, cellular component: cytoplasm; membrane; cytosol.